AUGACCGCUAUCGCUUUCGUGACAAUUGCGCUGAUUUUCGGCAUAUUGCCGCUUCGAAUCACUUCCGAAUUGUGCUACUCGUGUUCGGGCACAUGCCACAGUGAGCCAUGCAAUUGUCAGAUGGGCUCAUGCCAAGCCAAUCAGUGUUUCAUCGAGAAGAAACCCACCGAAAUUCCAGGAAUUAUGAAAAUCACUAAAGGGUGUCUACGUCGAACAUCUCGAAUGCAUUCCGGAUGUCAGCAUGAUCAUUUUUCCGAUCAUAUUCUUUGCGUUUGUCACGGAAAAUUCUGCAACAGCCACGUUGUGAUGGACUCGAAGGUCUCGUUCCGCAAUAUUUCGUGUCGGCAGUGCACCGAAAAGAAUCCCGACUGCGCGGACACUUGCAUCGGCCAUUGGUGCCAUGAGGAUAUUACAACCGGCGCGUCUGGCUGCGGUUACGGACCGCCAGCACUCCCAUUUUACUACCGCGGACCAGAAAUCUUCUAUUAUCGCAGCAAAGUUUGUGUAACACUGUCGAGGGGGGCUGGCAAACCGAGAAGACAUUGCAUUUGCAACACGCACAUGUGUAAUACAGUUUACAAUAUGAAAAAUCUGAUUAUGAUGAGGGAUCGCGACAGAGAGAAGGAGUCGAGUUUGCGGUCAAGAUCAUUAAUUAUGAGUAAUCCUGACUUUACACUUCCUCUCCAAACUUGCUAUAAUUGCGAGGUGAACACGAUGGAUCCAACAGCAGUCUCAAUGACAUCAUCCUGUCGAAGCAAUCGGUGCAUGGGCCACUAUUGCACAUAUGCAGCUCAGAGGCAUUUCAAUAAUAAUGGCGGCAGAAUGAACACAAUUCGAUCAGUCAGCGAGCUUCAAGGUUGCAUGAAUGUCUCCGAUAGCACUCAUGUUCAAUUAGGAUGUUCACGUAAAUGGAUAUCAGAGGAAUACGAGGACAUGCAUUGUGCUUGUACCGGCCAUCUAUGCAACAGCGACUCAACUACCGCCAUCUCAACCCGCAGUUAUUCGCCAAUUUUUCCGAUAUUAAUUUGCUUAUGUGUUGCUCUAGCUCUUCAUUAG
Caenorhabditis bovis is the source of this 1056-nucleotide messenger RNA. Lineage: Eukaryota; Metazoa; Nematoda; Chromadorea; Rhabditida; Rhabditidae. The record is from the annotation of a GenBank genome assembly.